UUUCCCCCAGUGACCUUGACAAGUCAGAAGCUUGAAAGCAGGGAAAUCCGGAUGUCUCAGUUAUGAAGUGGAGCAGCGGGGGCCCCAACAUAUUUCCAGAAGUCUCCAUCCAGACUGGUGAUUGUAUGCUUGUGUUGCUGCCAGUGGCUGUCUGAAGUGCUUCUCUGGCUCUGAAGGGUUUGGCACAAUGACCAAGUGCUUCAGCCCAGUGCUGCUUCUUGCAUCCAUCUGGACCACAAGGCUCUUGGUCCAAGGCUCUCUCCAGGUACAAGAGCUUUCCGCAAUGCCAUGCAGAAUUAUGGGGGUGACCCUUGUGGAAAAAAAGACAAACCCGCAGCUGAACUUCACAGAAGCCCAGGAGGCCUGUAGGCUGAUGGGACUAACUUUAGCCAGCAAAGAUCAGGUUGAAGCAGCACGGAAGUCUAGCUUUGAGACUUGCAGCUAUGGAUGGGUUUCAGACCAGCUCUUAGUCGUCUCUCGGAUUCUCCCAAACCCCAAGUGUGGAAAGAAUGGAGUGGGUGUCCUGACUUGGAGUAAGCUUCUCCAUGAAAAGUAUAAGGCCUAUUGUCACAACUCAUCUGAUAUUUGGAUUAACUCAUGCUCUCCAGAAAUUAUCACCACCGAAGAUCCCAUAUUCCACAUCCAAAGUACAACAUACACCACAGAAAUGGAUGGCAGAGACAAUGUACACCCAACUUCAUCUACUGGUGUCCCUUACUCCACUAAACCUCUUCCUGUUCUGACUUCCACUUCUCCACGAAAAAGGAAAUUAAUUUGCAUAACAGAAGUUUAUAUGGAAACUACCACCACAUCUACAGAAACUGAAUCACAUGGUGAAUAUACAUCAAGAUUCAAAAAUGAAGGUGCUGGGUUUGGAGGUGUUCCCACGGCUCUACUGGUGCUUGCACUCCUGUUCUUUGCUGCUGCAGCUGGUCUUGCCAUUUGCUACGUCAAAAGGUAUGUAAAGGCCUUCCCUUUUACAAACAAGAAUCAGCAGAAGGAAAUGAUUGAAACCAAAGUAGUAAAAGAGGAGAAGGCAGAUAAUAGCAACCUCAAUGAAGAAUCAAACAAAACUGAUAAAAAGCCAGAAGAGCCCAAGAGUCCUCCCAAAACUACAGUGCGGUGCCUGGAAGCUGAAGUUUAGAGGAGAAAGAAAUGAGAGAACACACCUGAGGCUGAUUUCUUUCCUGACACGCAUCCCGGCCCCAAAUGGGGAAACUAAGAGAGCCAAAGAACCAAACAAGAAAGUCCAGCCUUGCUUCCUACCUGGAAUUGGCUCAGGGGCACCUUUGGACUAUGUAGGUAACAACAGCAAAUUCCCUUCUUACUGCAAGCCUUGCUGAAUCCUAUCCUUCUGCCUCCAGAGCUUCCCACAGCUUUUCUAGCCUCGUAAUGUCCUAAUAAUAUCCCAGUGGGAGAAAGGAGCUUUUCAAAGCACAGGGAUCUAAAACAGCUAACCAGGGCACAUUUGAGAAGAGGCCUCUGGGCUGGCUGAGAAUAGGUGAGUAGAGAGCCAAGAAGCCACCGAAACCAAGGCUUUCUCUAUUGACUCCAGAGCCCAGAUCCCUUCUUCAGCUCUGAAAAGGAAACAUUUACACCACUUGGCAUGUUCUUCUGAGCCAGGUAAGGGCAAAAGAAGGAAGGAAAACUUUAGCAACUGAAGGCCAUAGAGAUUCCCAUGACUUGAGACCUGAUAUCUGUAAAACCAAACCAAAGAAAAAGAAUGAAGUUGAGGAAAUGACAGCAUAUUGUCAGCAGGGACUAUGACUACAGACAGGGUCAAAAUAUUCAUCUCUGAGCAAUUGGAGUUGGAAUCACUCUUCAGAAAUACAAACAUUUUCUUUUCUCCCUCUUCUGCUGCUCCUGUUCUCUCUUCUUCUCUCCCCCCCCCUCCACACACACACAUACACACACACAAGAAACCAAAGAAUAUUUCUUACAAAUUUUUAUUUUUAUUUGAGUUAAUUAUCACUGAAAUAAAGUACUGUGUUAAAAAGCAAUAAAAUUCAACAAAAAUUUGCUGAACACCUACUAUAUAUGCACUAUACAAGGUAUUACCCUCUGUAACUGAAUAUAGUUCAGUUACAAAAGAUUGUUCAGUUACAAAAGAUUGCAUAUAAUACAAUGUUGUCUGAAGCUGAUUGUUUUGUUUUGAUAUCCUUAGCUUAUCCACUUUUAAAACUACUUUUUUCUGAGACUAAUUAAUUAAUUUUCUCUAAUAUGGCAACCAUUAUAAUGUUAAUUUAUUAUUAACAUAGCUAAAAAGUACAUUAUUACCUUUAUACACCAAUGCACAUUUUUAAUGUCAUUAACAAAUGUAUCACUAGCUCUCCUUUUUCCAGCAAGAAGAACCUGAGAGGUGCAGAAAUAUUUGUAAAUAUUUGUGCCAAAAAUAAAAGCAUUUAGAAAA
Messenger RNA from Phyllostomus hastatus (greater spear-nosed bat), 2410 nucleotides. RefSeq names its product lymphatic vessel endothelial hyaluronan receptor 1 (gene LYVE1). Gene Ontology annotation, biological process: cell adhesion. The coding region runs from base 188 to 1144 and encodes 318 amino acids. Gene Ontology annotation, cellular component: plasma membrane. Gene Ontology annotation, molecular function: transmembrane signaling receptor activity; hyaluronic acid binding. NCBI's taxonomy places the organism in Eukaryota, Metazoa, Chordata, Mammalia, Chiroptera, Phyllostomidae. The record is from RefSeq and is a predicted model, not a curated record. The transcript is spliced from 6 exons.